Dujonia railenensis is the source of this 2817-nucleotide messenger RNA. Lineage: Eukaryota; Fungi; Ascomycota; Pichiomycetes; Serinales; Debaryomycetaceae. The record is from the annotation of a GenBank genome assembly.
AUGGUACAAGAGGCAGUGGAUCCCGACUUCUCCACUAGUGCCAUAAAGCAGCAAUUAUCUAGCGUGAUAGACAAUUUAAGCUCCAAGGUAAAUGAGCUACAAGUACAAGAGGGCAAAUACGAUGAGUUGAUGAAUAACAUUACUGGAGACAAGGUAAUAAUGUCCAUAGGAGACGGAUAUUUUGCUGAGUAUUCUCAUACAGAUGCUAGAUCAUUCUUGAGCCGCAGAAUAGAUAAUAUAAACAACGGGAUCAAAGAAAUAGAAGGUAGAAUACGUGAGGCUAAGGGCACCUUAAGAAAAUUUGAAGAAUACUCGAAAUUGACCGGACUCCAAGAAGACGGAGCACAGUCCGACGACAAGAUACAAGAAAGUGAUAUAGAGAAUGGAAAAUAUAACGAAGAAGGCUUGCCAUAUAUGGAUAUACGUGAAGAAUUGGACGAGAACGGCAACGUGCUUAACGUGAAGAUCAAUGAUGGACCAAUGAGGAAGACAAUUGAUAGCUUUGAUGAGCAUGAUGAUGACGAUGGGGAAAGCACACCAGAUAAUUACGAAUCUCCCCAUAUAGAAAGAGAUCUUUCUGGAACAGCAGAUGACAAGGAUGAAAUAGAAGAAACUGGCCCGAUACUGUCCAAUAUAAAGGAAUCUGUUGUUCAAGAAGUCGCUGAAGAUGAAGGGUCAGCUAUAAUGGAUAUAGUUGAAGUUUUAGAUGAUCUGGGAAAUGUUGUAUCUAGUAGUGUCAAGCCUGCUAAAUCAGAAACGAGUGAGAGUGGAGCUUCAAAAUCAAAACUAGUUGAAGGCGGUACUAGAGAACUGAUUCCCGAAGGACAAAGUAUAAACGGUGAUGAAGACGAAGACGAAAUGAAUCAAGUAAAUGAAUUGCUUUAUGAUAUGGAAAUUAUCCAAAACCCGGAAGAAAAGGCCAAUGAAGAUGAAUUGUUAAACAAAAUUGACAAAUUGGACAUUACAGCGGAUGAUAAGUUUAGAUUGAAAUUGAUUUUACUUGAUGAAUAUAGAAAGAUUAACGAAGAAGGUGAUGAUGCCAAGAAAACGAUAACCCUGACACCAUCAUCUUCUAAGAUAGAGGCGAUUAAAGAGCUGGAUAACUCCGUUGAAGAUGAUAUUGAAAACAAUACUUCUUUCACUAAUUUUCCUUCAGGUUCAUUAGCAAUGAAUAGCGAUGAAAUCUUGGAGUUGGAAUUGCUCGCUGAUGAUUUUGAUGAAGGUGAAGGAGAGGCAGAGUUUGCUGACGAUGAAGAAUGGGAUUUUGAAUUCAGCGAAGAUGAUGAAGAUGAAGAGGAGGAUGAUGAUUUGGCAGAUGAAUUACUUUACGGAAAGGAAAAACCAGAAUUUAUUUCUAACAACGGUGUUAAUAGUAGACUUUGGGAUGAAGUGAUGUCAAGAAGACAAAAUAGCUCAGAAAAAGAUAUCGACAAAGAACUGACUAAAACAUCCCACGCGUCAAAUUCCAAAAAAUCUGUUAGGUUUGCAACUGAGUUGGAUAUAUUUGAAAUUGAGAAUGUUAGUCAAGAAUUGAAGAAAAUACAACAUGUGAAUCAAAAUUUUUCGAGAUUCAAACAGGAAAGAAUGGUUAACAAGAUUGAUGAAAUUGAUGAGUCUUUCGAAGAUGGAGAGCAAGGAGAACAGGAAACAGCUGCUGUAAGCGAAUUGGUUAUGGAAAAGCUUAUUUUGGGAGAACCAGAGCCUAUGCAAGAUUUAUCUAAGAAGAAAUCAAGAUUUAGGAUGAUGAGAGAAGAAAAUGACUUGAAGAGUGAUGUUCAAAAGUGCAAUAAAAAGGAAAAUAUAUCGAAAAGCACUUCGACACCUGCAACAUCUGCUACUUCUAAUAAAAUCACAGAACUUGAACAACCUCUGAGUGACAUAAUCGAAAGGGAGCAACCGGUCAACGAUAUAAUUGAAAGAGAACAACCAUUUAGUGACAUAAUUGAAAGGGAGCAACUAGUCAACAACACAAUUGCAAGAGUACAACCAUUGAGUGACAUCAUCGAAAGAGAUCCAUUGUCUACUGGAGCUAUCGAAGAUAGAAAAGAAGUAACUGCCGACGCUCCAGCACCACGAAAAGCAGUCAAGAAGAGCAGGUUUAAGAUGCAGCGCGAUAGCCCUGGUGUGAAUGCAUCUAAUCCACCGCACAGGUCAAUUACUACAGAAAAGAUUCCUAUAGAGGAUGAUAAACCUUUAGACAGAAGAAUGGCUAUUGAGCAAAGUAUCGCCGAUAUUGAGGAUAAAGAUAUUGUAUCAGAAGAAAAUAUGUUAUCCGAUAGAACCGAUGGUGUAGCUGAGGACAUCGAAGAUGAAGGUGAUGACAUCAAAUAUGUGGAAACCACUAUAGAUUAUCAAUCAAUGCAGAAUGAUAUGGAUACAAUGGCAAAAGCAUACGUUCUUGGGAUGUAUGACGAUGAUAUUGUAACUGAGGGACCAGUUGUCGACAAGCUUCAGGAUUUUGAAGAAAUAAAUAAAAUCAUUGAUGAAAAUGAAAAAGCGAACAUUGCAGUCUCAGGAGUUUCAGGGGAUAAUGAGGGUUCGGAUGAAGACGAACAAGAUGAGGAUGAAGAUGAGGGUCCAGUUUUACUUGAUAUUGUGGAAAAUGAUACCAAUUUCAAUGCCGCAGAUGAGGAUGAAGUAGAGGAUAACAUUAUCCAAGACGAAGUGCAGAACAAUUACCAUAGACUCCGCCGCCAAAUGAUGCAGGCACGUGAAAGAGGAUAUCGUAAAACUGAAGAAGAAUUGCAGUAUGAGCCAAUAGACGAGGAUGGAAAUCCAAUUAAAGUUAGUCGGUUCAGAGCUGCGAGGUUCAGAUAA